Haliotis rubra (blacklip abalone) is the source of this 1362-nucleotide messenger RNA. RefSeq names its product ankyrin repeat domain-containing protein 50-like. The record is from RefSeq and is a predicted model, not a curated record. NCBI's taxonomy places the organism in Eukaryota, Metazoa, Mollusca, Gastropoda, Lepetellida, Haliotidae. Gene Ontology annotation, molecular function: protein binding. The coding region runs from base 1 to 1362 and encodes 453 amino acids. The transcript has a single exon.
AUGUGGGCAGCCAGUGGGGGGCAUAGAGAAGUGGUGGAGUUACUUGUGAGUACAGGAGCUAAUGUGUCACUCGUCGAUAGAUUCGGCAUCAACAUUCUUCACUCGGCCUGUCUUGGAGGAGAUGUAGAGGUGGUGAAGUAUGUCCUCUCACAGAACAUGGUGGACAUCAAUGGUAGAGUACGGUGUGGGAGAACAGCUGUGAUGCUGGCAGCAGCAAACGGACACAAGGACGUGGUGGAGAUGUUUGUGGACAAAGGCGCUACAGUGUCAUUCGUGGAUGAGACAGGUAACAACAUCCUUCACUGCGCCUGUAGGAGGGGAGAUAUGGAGGCGGUGAAGUACAUCCUCUCACAGAAAAUGGUUGACGUCAACAGUUAUGGGCCUCGGAAGAAGACGCCACUGAUGGUAGCAGCAGAACACGGACAUAAGGAAGUGGUGGAAUUACUGGUAACACAUGGAGCUGAUCUGUCACUCAGUGUAAAAGGAGGAGACAAUAUCCUUCACAUUGCCUGUAACCGCGGACAAUUUGAUGUUGUGAAAUAUCUCCUCUCACUUAACUCAGUGGACAUAAACAGCAGGGGAUACAAGAAGAGGACACCAGUGAUGGCAGCAGCAGAACACGGACAUAAGGAAGUGGUGGAAUUACUGGUUACACAUGGAGCUGAUCUGUCACUCAGUGUAAAAGGACGAGAUGAUAUUCUUCACAUUGCCUGUAACCGCGGACAAUUUGAUGUUGUGAAAUAUCUCCUCUCACUUAACUCGGUGGACAUAAACAGCAUGGGAUACAAGAAGAGGACACCAGUGAUGGUAGCAGCAGAACACGGACAUAAGGAAGUGGUGGAAUUACUGGUAACACAUGGAGCUGAUCUGUCACUCAGUGUAAAAGGACGAGAUGAUAUCCUUCACAUUGCCUGUAAAAGCGGACAAUUUGAUGUUGUGAAAUAUCUCCUCUCACUUAACUCGGUGGACAUAAACAGCAGGGGAUACAAGAAGAGGACACCAGUGAUGACAGCAGGAGAAAGGGGUAAAAAAAAAAUUGUGGAAUUACUUGUAAAACAUGGAGCUGAUCUGUCACACCGUGCACCAUUGGCAGGCAAUAUCCUUAACUUGGCCUGUCGCGGUGGAAAAAUAGAAGUAGUGAAAUAUGUCCUCUCACUGAACACAGUGGACAUAAACACCAGGGGAAUCAAGAAGAGGACACCAGUGAUGAUAGCAGCAGCACACGGGCAUAAGGAAGUGGUGGAACUAUUGGUAAAGAAUGAAGCUGAUCUCUCACUCAGAGAUAGCAACGGUAAAAAUGUUAUUGAAUUGGCCCGUGAAGGAGGACAUUUGGAGGUGGUGCAAUAUGUCAUGUCACUGUGA